Alternaria burnsii is the source of this 714-nucleotide messenger RNA. RefSeq lists its product as uncharacterized. The record is from RefSeq and is a predicted model, not a curated record. The transcript has 2 exons. The annotation marks the transcript as partial. NCBI's taxonomy places the organism in Eukaryota, Fungi, Ascomycota, Dothideomycetes, Pleosporales, Pleosporaceae.
AUGCAGCUCACUACUACUAUCGCGGCCACCCUUCUCGCCUUUACCACGGUGGUGACUGCGAUCCCAUCUCCCAUUCCUCAAAUUACCCUCCGUAUCUACAACGACCAAAGCGGUGCCAAUGCAGAAGCCACCAUACCCGCCGACGGCACCCCAUACUACAUAUCUUCUCUUUUCGCCGGCAAGGCUGUCGAUAAGGGUGCCGGUAACAUCGUCGGUACAUCAGCCCAACUCACCAAGUUCCAAGAUACGACCAAGUGCCAGCUUGUCAACCUUAAUAUCCCUGGCUGGAUCUUUGACAUCGACGGUCGUGCCAAGAACUUUAUCGAUCUGGAUGACGACAUUACGAAGCCGAUCGAGACUUGGCUGACACUAGAGGCUCUCGCCCGCAAAAACGAGGAGAAGAUUGAAGAAUUAGGGCACACAAAUUGGCUGCUCAACAAUCACAAUGUCCAAACGCAGAAUGAAAUCUCCAAGUUUGAGAAAGACUUCAGCAAGGAAUACCCCAACUUUGACGUAAAACAUGCCAAUCCCACAGUCUUACGGCCAGAUCCACCAUCACCUCCUCGCGAGUCACCAGUCGCAAGACAUGUCCUCCUCGCUCGCCCGCGGUCGGACACGCGUCCACAACCGCCAGGCCCAUUUCCAACGCCAUUCUACCUUGCUGCUCGCGAGGCUCCACAGCUAGACUUGGAUUUUGUGAUACCAGGCUUUCAG